This is a messenger RNA of Gastrolobium bilobum, 2071 nucleotides long. Its product is annotated as arabinosyltransferase XEG113-like. NCBI's taxonomy places the organism in Eukaryota, Viridiplantae, Streptophyta, Magnoliopsida, Fabales, Fabaceae. The transcript has 13 exons. Gene Ontology annotation, cellular component: Golgi apparatus. Gene Ontology annotation, biological process: cell wall pectin biosynthetic process. Gene Ontology annotation, molecular function: arabinosyltransferase activity. The record is from RefSeq and is a predicted model, not a curated record. Bases 61 to 1914 code for a protein of 617 amino acids.
CCAAGGAAGAAAGACGAAGAUGAAGGUGUGAAGAAGAAGCAGAAUCAGAAUCAGAAUAAGAUGGGGUGUGAGGAAGUGACUCAUUCUAGGCCUCUGUUCCUAACGAUCUACACCGUUGUCAUCGUUGGCAUCGUGGUUUCCUCAUUAUACGUCUUCUCUGCCAUAUAUUCCUCUGGUUCAACUAACCCUUCUGCUAAAUGGUCCUCUUUCCCUCCCCUUUCAACAAUGGUGCAUGCCGUGCCCUCUCCUCCCCCUGAGCCACAAAAUGUGUGGACAAGACCUUUGUUGGAUGUUCCACCUCGCAAUCAAAAGAUGCCACCUUUGAAGGAUUUCCGACUGACCAAAGAACUGGUUCAGCAAAGGGUGAAAGAUAACAUUAUAAUAGUGACAUUUGGUAACUAUGCAUUCAUGGACUUUAUUCUGACUUGGGUUAAACAGCUGAAUGAUCUGGGACUUUCUAAUUAUCUUGUUGGUGCAAUGGACACCAAAUUAUUGGAGGCACUUUAUUGGAAAGGAGUACCGGUUUUUGACAUGGGCAGCCAUAUGAGUACAAUAGAUGUUGGCUGGGGGUCUCCAACAUUUCAUAAAAUGGGUAGAGAAAAAGUUAUUCUGAUAAACUCGAUACUGCCCUUUGGUUAUGAGUUGUUGAUGUGUGAUACUGACAUGGUUUGGUUGAAGAACCCACUUCCAUAUAUUGGUCGUUAUCCUGAAGCAGAUGUUUUGACAUCCAGUGAUCAAGUUGUACCAACAGUUGUUGAUGAUAGUCUGGAAAUUUGGCAAGAAGUUGGUGCUGCCUACAACAUAGGAAUUUUCCAUUGGAGACCUACAGAAUCUGCUAAAAAAUUGGCAAAGGAAUGGAAAGAACUGCUUCUAGCUGAUGAAAAGAUAUGGGAUCAGAAUGGGUUUAAUGAAAUUGUACACAGACAGUUAGGACCAUCUGUUGAUGAGGACAGUGGACUUGUUUAUGCUUAUGAUGGAAAUCUAAAGCUUGGAAUUUUUCCUUCAAGUAUCUUCUGUAGUGGACAUACAUAUUUUGUCCAGGCUAUGUAUCAGCAACUCAGGUUGGACCCAUAUGCAGUGCACACAACAUUUCAAUAUGCAGGCACUGAAGGAAAGCGCCACCGCUUGCGAGAAGCCAUGCUUUUCCGUGAUCCACCAGAAUACUAUAAUCCUUCUGGGGGUUUCUUGUCAUUUAAGCCAUCUAUUCCAAAAAGCUUGUUGCUAAGCGGGAAGCAUACCAUUGGAUCACAUUUUACCCUUGUUAAUUACCAAAUGAAACAGAUUAGAACAGCACUUGCAAUUGCUUCCCUUCUGAACAGAACACUGGUCAUGCCUCCACUAUGGUGCAGGAUUGAUAGGCUAUGGUUUCCACAUCCUGGUGUUUUGGAGGGAACGAUGACUAGACAACCUUUUCUCUGUCCUUUGGAUCAUGUAUUUGAGGUGAAUGUCAUGUUGCAAGAACUCCCAGAGGAAGCGUUUGGCCCUGGAAUAGAUAUUAGAGAGUAUUCAAUACUUGAUAAUCCCUCUCUGCCCUCACAGGUGAAAAAGUCAUGGCUUGAUGUUCACCUAUGUAAAGAAGGAACCCAAGAUUGUCAUGCAUCAAAUAAUACCUCUGUUGGGGGAGUAUUAAAAUUUCCAAAGCAUAGCAAUGAAGAAAUGUUCAUGAAAGUAUUCUCAUCAUUAAAGGAUGUAAAAGUCAUCCAGUUCUCUUCAAUGCAAGAUGCUUUCACGGGUUUCACGGACAAGGCAAGGGAAGAUAGAUUCAGAAAUCGCGUUAAACGGUAUGUGGGUAUAUGGUGCUGUGUGAUGGAUCACACUCCUGGUCAUAUAUAUUAUGAUAUGUACUGGGAUGAGAAACCUGGAUGGAAGCCAAUCCCUCCUCAAACUUCUGCAGAUGAUCAUCCACCUUGGUGAGGUCAACUUCAGGAUCAUGUUUUGUUUAAACACUAUGAUGGACCGGGGAUACACACGAGAUUCAAAGGUGGUUACUCAUUGUCAAGACCAAGAUUGUAUACUUACACAAGUAAAGAAUCUGUAUCCAUGUUGAGGAUGUUAAUUGUUAGACAGAUGA